Molecule: messenger RNA, 4716 nt
Organism: Pungitius pungitius (ninespine stickleback)
Lineage: Eukaryota; Metazoa; Chordata; Actinopteri; Perciformes; Gasterosteidae
Gene: spata13
Product: spermatogenesis associated 13
Exons: 13
Coding region: 552-4268 (1238 amino acids)
Molecular function (GO): guanyl-nucleotide exchange factor activity; protein binding
Source: RefSeq, a predicted model, not a curated record
AACAAGUGCGUCGAUGAUGCUCGCCAGCUCGGUCCUCCAAGAAAGACCCAACGUUAUUUGAACGGGAGACAUCAUAGAAAUACCGAGCCUUUCUUCAUGGACCUCAGCGUAACUUAUUUAUUUUUGUUCCGUUACUUCAUUUCCAACUUUGUUGCUGUUCGGUGAAAGCGAAAAAAAAAACAACAACAACCGCAACGAGUUUUCAAGAGGUCCGCCAGCCAUUCGUCUCAGCAUGUUGCCGGGUAACUAGUGAGCAGCCCCAGCGCAUUUAUCGCGCGCGCGCGCGUGUGUGUGUGUGUGUGUGUGGGGGGCUGCUUUUUUUCUUUCUUUUUGUGUGUGUGUCUGUGUGCAACCGACAUGUUUUUACGAGACGACGACGACCAGGAGCGCGAGGCAGCGAGCAGAGGAACCCGGGCUGCUUCACCGAGGCCCAACCACGAAAAACAGCUGCUGCGUUGAUGUGAGAAGAAGAAGACCCCCCCCCCCUCUCUCCCCUCUCCCUCUCUCCCUCCCCCCCCCAAAAAAGGUCAGGAGGGACAACAUCAGCGACUAUGAGCAGGGCAGAACUACUGGACAGGGUCUCGUCCACCAGCGAAGAGUCUCUCCCGGGCCUCCACAACUCUAAAGCUGACCCGCGGACCCACAGCCGACCCCUCAGUGACAUUUACCCGUUUCACAGUCCCGCCGACAGAGGUGUGGUCCCGUGCCAGCUGUCCGUGUGCGCCGCCCAAGUGCAGCCGGUGACUGCGGGCCCUUACGAGAACCAGUUGAAUGGCAUCAACUCGUCGUCCUGGUCCAACCCCGUCAUAGGUCAACCCGAGGGCAAGCCUUUUUCCUCAAGAAUUAUGAGGCUUUUUUCCAACCCGAGGAAGGGCCCUGUCCCCGCUCGCGGUCCGACCGCUGACAGUCCCGCCCCGUCCCACGGCAACGACAGCAACGGCGUCCCCCAGUCCUGGUCGGGACUACCGGGUCUGGGUGUGGUGGACUCCUUCAAAAAGCUGCGCUCCUCGGUGCUCCAGGGUAUUCAGAGCAGAGGGGCGGUCAGCCAAGAUGGAGAGCACGACCCGUCUGACCAGGAAAUGGCGAAUGGAACAGCUGCGGCAGACAUGUACCCCAGUCCAGAUGACGCAGGAAGCCGCUUAAUGUGUGCAGACGGAUACGGUGUGCCCAACGGACAAUAUAACGGGCAAAAGUCGGCCGCGACAACCCGAUGUGCAUCCGACGAUGAGGAGGAAAACGACGAAGGAGACGAGCUGGCGCGCAACACGCGGUUCUCGAGGAGCAUCAGGAGGGCGUACGGAGCCGGUCGCAUCUCUUUAUUGGACACCGGGAACAGGACGACGACUACGGGAACCAAUCGGACGCCCGGCGUCCAAACGGACAACGCGACGGAGGACGCUAAUGCGAGCGUGCUGAGCAAGCUGAGCAGAAGUGCAGAGAAUCUUCACAUAUUUAAGGCGCCUUUCAGGCGCAAAGCCCCGCCGCCGGGACCGCCUCCGCUUCAGGAGGACGCCCAGAGGACCACCGCGUCGAACGGGACACCGAACAUCCAGAGGACGGCCAGCGUCUCCUCAGUGGAUCUCCGGGGCCACGCUGCCGGCGGCGCGAAGGGCCCCGCGAUGACCAAGAAGCCGAUGCUGAAGCUGGUCGGCAGCAUGACCGACCUGACCGCCAGACGCAGGCGGAGUCCCUCCCCCAGCUCCACCUCUCCGUCACCGCUGUCUCCCCUGACCCGUCUCCACGACGACUACUCCCGCCGCACGCCUUGCCUGGCGACGGGUGAGCGCCAGCGCCGUCCCUCGCCCGUCAGAGCCCGGGUCAUGUCCGCAGAAAGCACCCUUCUGGUUCAUCUGCGCCCCGAAUACGCCGACGGCCCCGGGCAGCGCAGGGGCCUCACCGGCCUGGUUCCCGUGGAGCCGCCGGAGGGAGCCGAGCCGACUACCGCUGACUUCUUUGCUCCUUAUGAAUCGUCUGCUUACAAACCUCCUCCCGUCCAGAAAGAAGCUGAGGAUGACCCGCGACCAAAUGAGGCGACAUCGGACCAACCAGAGCCAGAAGCCCUUCUCCAAACAGAGGAAGUCCCUCCAACCCCCAUCACCACCCCUCCCACCUCCUCCACGAGCCUCUCAGAGUCGCCCACGGGCGCAUCCUUGGAAACGUCCUCCGCCAGGCCGAGGCGGAGGAGCGGACGCGCGAGACCUCGUCCCAUCUCUGACUACGGGCAGCUCGUUUCCAGGAGGAACCCCAUCCCCGAGGAAGGGGCAGAAACGCGCGCCGAGGAAAGGACAGCGGAGACAUCCUCGCACAAGGACAGCAGUGGUAGGGACUCGUGCGGGAUUGAAGAGAGCCCGGAGACAUGCAGCGUCAGCGGGGACGAUCAAGGAGGCACGAGGCAGCGCCCGGUCUCGGUGAUCGGGGGCGUCGAGGAGAGCGAGGAGAAAGAAGACCGCCUCCCUUCUCUUUUGUCGCGGCCGCCCAUCCCCUCCCACCAGGUCCCCCCCUACAGAGCCGUGUCUGCCAGGUUUCGACCCUCCGCCCUCUCCCAGAGCACCCCCAUCGGACUGGACCGCGUAGGGCGGCGUAAGCUCCACAGAAUGCUCAGCGAUGGUUUGUCAGAGUGCUCGGCGGCGCUGGAUGACAGCGUGAGUGAAGAGGAGGACGGCAGCUUCGACGAGCUCGCCGAUGCAACGCCCCACCUCCGGCCAGGGGUGGAGCUGUCUGUGCUCAACGAGUGGAUAAGCUCAGGCAACGCCGUGUAUGCUGAGGCUCUGUGGGACCAUGUGACCAUGGAGGAGCAGGAGCUGGCCUUCAAGGCCGGAGACGUUAUCCGCGUACUGGAGGCCCCGGACAAGGACUGGUGGUGGGGCAGGGGGGCUGACAAGGAGUCCUGGUUCCCCUCCAGCUUUGUGAGGGUGCGAGUGAACCAGGAGGACUUGAGUGCAGAAAGUGUGGAGAGUGUCGCGGACCAGGAAGAUCCGGCUCCCAGGGACGCACACAACGCUCAGCACAAGGAGCAGAUGAGAACCAACGUGGUUCAGGAAAUCAUGAAUACCGAACGCAUCUACAUCAAGCUCCUGAAAGACAUCUGUGAGGGUUACAUCCGUCAGUGCCGUAAACACCCGGACAUGUUCACUGAGCUGCAGCUGAAGACCAUCUUCAGCAACAUAGAGGACAUCUACAGGUUCCAGAGGCAGUUUCUCAGAGACCUGGAGAAGAAGUACGACAAAGACCAACCUCAUCAAAGUGAAAUUGGCUCUUGCUUUCUCCUACAGGGAGAGGGCUUUUCUAUCUACUCCGACUAUUGUAACACUCAUCCAGCAGCCUGCUCUGAGCUGCAGCGCCUCAUGAAGUCCGGAAAAUAUAAGCAUUUCUUCGAGGCCUGCCGGCUCCUCCAGCAGAUGAUCGACAUUUCCGUGGCCAGUUUCUUGCUAACGCCGGUUCAGAAGAUCUGUAAAUACCCCCUGCAGCUUGGAGAGCUGCUUAAGUACACCCCCAAAGACCACAGAGACUACAGCGGGGUGAGCAAAGCUCACGAGGCGAUGAAGAACGUGGCCAGUUUGAUAAACGAGAGGAAGCGGCGGCAUGAGAGCAUCGACACCAUUGCUCACUGGCAGGUGGCCAUUCUACACUGGGAGGGGCCCGACGUGCUGGAGCUCAGCUCGGACCUGAUCCACUCCGGCGAGCUGACUCGGGUCCUCCGACAAGGCAAAAUGCAACAGCGCAGCUUCUUCCUGUUCGACCACCAGUUGGUCUUCUGCAAAAAAGACGUGCUGCGCAGAGACCUGCUCCACUACCGCGGGCGGCUGGACAUGGACCAGACGGAGGUGGUGGACGUGCCCGACGGGCGGGACCCGGACCUGGGCCUGCAGCUGAGGAAUGCGCUGCGCCUGCGCAACGCCUCCACUCUGGAGUUUGUGUGCGGGCUGUGCUGCAGGAAGGCCCAGGACAAGCAGAGGUGGCUGCAGGCCUUCGCCAAGGAGAGGCAGCGAGUCAGAGAAGACCAAGAGAUGGGAAUGGAAAUCAGUGAAGAGCAAAGAAAACAGGCCAUUGUUAAUGCCAGGAGAGCCAAACAGAAGAAAAGCAAAAACAUUGGUUACUCUGGUUCUGUCCCACCGCACCACCAAAACCUUCACCCACUUCACCCACUUCACCAGCGUCACAUCACCAUCCCAACCAGCGUGCCCCAGCAGCAGGUCUUUUCACUGGCCGAGCCCCCGAAGCGGAAGCCUUACCACGUGUUGCAAAGCAUCCCCUUUUUCAGGAAGUGAGGCUUUGCUCCCUCAUCCUUUUUUAUAUUUUUGUUGUUUUUUUUCGCCCGAACUGUCCUGAAAACUCAAAGAACACUCGACUCCUUUUUUCCGUUUUUGUGCCUGAUGUGUCCUUCUCUUGUGUUUUUGAUUUUGUUGCAUCAUGAAGUCCAGUGCCUGGAAAGGGGCUUUACUAAAGUGUUAAAAUACUGACUCUGUUCAUUUUGUUGCUGUUAAGAUGCUGCUGACUCAAGAGACCCCCCCCCCCCUCCUAACCUCCCUUGUCUUAUAAAUCCCAACUGAAAUACUUUAAACAUGUUAAUCAUGACAAUGUACAGUAUAUUCUGCUUUUACGCCAACAAACAUGGAUCCUGUUUAGACCCUUGUUUUUUUUGGUGUGAGUGUAAACUCUGAGCAGCAGACAGAGGAUGAAUCGACUGACUCGCUCACCUGCUUUGUUAACACUGUA